Dujonia railenensis is the source of this 1038-nucleotide messenger RNA. The record is from the annotation of a GenBank genome assembly. NCBI's taxonomy places the organism in Eukaryota, Fungi, Ascomycota, Pichiomycetes, Serinales, Debaryomycetaceae.
AUGAAGCUCAUUAAUACUAUUAUCAUGGCCAUUGCAGCUGCAUCUUCUAUCAACAGUCAGUCUAUAAAUAUACAGAGAUCAGAACUCCAGGAAAUAGAUAGUGACCAAAUUUCCAGUAAUAAUUCUUUGCGUCUAACUAAGAGAAAUGCGGAUAAUGGUACUUUAUCUCCGGUACAAGGCUUAAAUAUAUCCGCAUUUAUUAAUGGUACUCAGGUAAACCGUGAUUCCGUCUUAGAAUGGGAAGCUCGUCGUAUCCAAAUUGUUGUAAAUAAGAUGAAACACAAGGUUCCAACAUGGUUAUUCGAAGAGAUAGUAGAUUUGACGUUGAGACCUGAGACAUCUAUUGAAAAUAUUACUCAGGAACGUCAAGCUUUGGCUGAUGCCAAAAUUCGAAGUGGUAAUUUUGUUAUGCGUCAAUUGAAUGCACCUCAAUUAGCUAUAUCUAGCAUUAUUAUGAUGGUUGCAGCAUCAAUACUGAAAAGUUGGGCUAUUAGUGAAAUUCACUUAGUUAGUAAUAAAGGUACAGCUGAAGGCUUUGCUAAAUGGUACACGUCAAAGGUUCAGGAAAAUGACGAAUUAGCCAUGCUCAUAGCAUGCCCAGAUCAUUAUUUACUUGGUAAAGCAUUUGCUGACGGUCAAGAGGUUAUUGAGACUACAGGAGGAGCGAUAUUAUCCAGUCAUUUCGGCAUUAAUUACAAUAAUUCUGCCAAUUUACCAAUUGACAAGGAUCCAGAAUACCCAGUUUAUUUUAAUGGAGCCGCUUUCAAUGAUUUUGGUAUGGUUGUGGGGGGAACUAACCACCAGUUGCGUACACUAAAAGAAGGUUUCGAGAUCCAUCCAAAAAUUUUUUUUCCAAGCGCAUUACCUUCUUUCAUGAUCAGUGAACAUCGUUGGCACUUAGCUUGUGAAUUUUCUAACUGGAUUACGGGUACAUCAAGGAAACAGAAGAGGAAGAAACGUAGAUUAGAAUCUCGUUAUCGCUAUGUGAGCUCGAAUUUUGUACAAUAUAUUACCUUCGAGUUUCUCAAAAAUUGUUAA